AUGAGCCCCCUCAACCUGGCCGAACCACCGUCCGUCAAGAGGGCCGCUAGAUAUUCAGGGCACCGCGACACAAGAAGCCGACAAAUGAACGUGAGGGCUCGCAUUUGCAAGUGUGAAGCGCAACAGCGCCUCCGGAUUGUAAUCGCCGCCCAAGAAGUGCUCCUGGCCAACAACAGGUGGUUCAGCAGAGCUUUAGAGUACAUCAGUGCUCUUGUGGAUCGAUACAGACCACUCUCAGCCAUCCAAUCAUCAGACCAGACCGACAGCACUCAUCCUGGUCAGCAAUUUCAAGACUUCAGUGUUGACAUAACCUCAAAUAUGUCUCAAGAGACUGAUAUUCUUCUUGCGCAAGUGCAGACGUUGCACUCAGCAGCUGAUGCCCUCAAGACGACGACAUCAUUCACUUCAGACUUGCUGUUUGAGUUGGAGGCACAGCUCCAAUGCUUGCGAAACAUGCAACAGCGGUUCUCAGCAGCAUUUGGAAAUUUGGAGCCAACCCUGAAGACCCGAGAGCAGCAUGACAAAGCUGCAAAAACCUGUGCUCAAUUCUGGCAGGUCUCCGGCGACACGGAGUAUCAGCUACGUCUAUGGAUGUCAAAAACAAAGCAUCGUUUGGGAACACCCAAACAGGAAGUAGCUGGUCAAGACACUGCUGUUGCAGUGAUGCAACAACUUGUGGCUGAACAAAAGAAAACAUUGCAGCAAUUACUCGGAUCUCACAGACAAGAUGUCCAGGCCCUGACGAGCGCAAUCAAAGGACAAGGAGGUGGGUCAAAAUCGAAGCUUCCACAGCUGGAAAUCCCCACAUUUUCUGGAGAGUACACGGAAUGGCAAUCAUUCUAUGACAAAUUCGUGUCUACUGUCCAUUCAAAUAAGGAUUUGUCGAAUGUGGACAAGUUUACCUACCUCAGUGGGGCUCUGUCAGGAGUAGCAGCAAGUGCACUGAAGCAUCUACCAGCUACAGAUACCAAUUACGAGAAAGCACUGACUAUUUUGCAGAAAAGGUUCAACAAACCAAAGAAUACUGUGGCAGAGUUCAUGAAAAUAUUUUAUGGGCAACCAAAACUGCCACAAACAGAUUCCAAGAGGCUCCGAGCAAUGUUCAAUGCGUUCGAAGAAGUCACUCAUGGGCUUGAAGUCAUGCAACAGCUGACUCAUGAUCCCUUCAUGAUCCAUUCCGCCCUGAAAGUGGUGGAUCCGGAAACACGCACUCUGUGGUUUAACGAAAUCUCAGAGUCACCAUGCGUCACUUGGUUACAAUUCAGAGAGUUUCUCGAAAAAAUAUGUGAUGCUUUGGAGAUGGAGACAAGUUCUGGAACAGCUGACAAGCCCACCAAAAUACCUCCAGCUCCUAAACAGGAUCCUGCAAAGUCGAAGUCUUCUCUGGUGGCAACAGCCAAGGAUAGAGAAGGCUCAGCAGCUUGUGUGUUUUGCAAACAGUCUCACAGGGUGUUCGAGUGUCCCAAAUUUCUCUCGGCAAAACCAACACUACGCCGCAACAUGGUGCACAAUCACAAAUUCUGUUGGAAUUGUCUUCGUCCUCAACAUUUCCUGAAGGAGUGCACAGCUGAAGGAUGCCGUAGAUGCCACCAAAGGCACAACACACUGCUUCACGAUGGUUAUGUUGAAAAUCCAGAAAGUGAGGUUAGGACCGAUGGCAGCAAAACAUACCCAUGUAGCACAUCUGACACCAGUGACCCAAGUAGCAAAAACUGUUAUACAACCCCAAGAGGCACAAACAGACUCAUCCCAAGUAGCACAAGUGGAAGUCAGCCAGGCACUUCCCAGUCAAAGUUUACAGUCGGUUUAACAUCAAUGCAUGCAAUCCAAUCACAGCAAGUUCUUCUACCAACAAUUCAGAUUUUGGUUUACGAUGUUUGGGGUCGCCUACACAAAUGUCGUGCCCUUGUGGAUUCAUGCAGUCAGCCGAAUUGUAUCACCCGCAAUUUCGCCCAGAAAUUGGCGUUACCCAUGAAGAGGAGUGAGCAGAGCAUCAAUGGUUUAGGAUUGUCGGAGUUGGGGAGUUCUCAAGCAGUGACAAUUACCAUCAACUCACAAUAUGAGCCAUUCUCCAUGCGUUUGGAUUGUGUGGUUUUGGAGCGCAUUACGGACAAUCAACCAUCAGCUUUUGUCGACAGUGGCACCCUCAGAAUACCACCCAAUCUACGCUUGGCAGAUCCGAACUUUAACAAGCCUGGAAAGAUCGAUCUUCUUCUGGGAGCUGUUGCUUUUAUGGAAGCACUUCGUUCACACCACAUUAGUGGUUCAUCAUCAUUCUUGGAGACUGUAUUCGGAUACAUCGUUGCAGGUGAAUGUCCAGGCAUGCCACAAACAACACUACAGUCUCAUUUGGCAACUUGUUUGUGUGCCACGCAGCCUCAGGAUGCUUUACAGUCUCAGUUGGAGAAAUUCUGGCUUGUUGAAGAAGUCAAUGAAGGUCAGAAUAUUCUCAGCGCAGAGGAGAAGAAGUGUGAAGAGCACUUUCAGCUUCACACAACCCGCAACGGCAAUGGACGUUUCACGGUCAGUCUGACAACUCGUGACAACCUGCAACAGCUAGGGGAAUCACGUGACAUUGCAGAAAAGAGAUUCAAGUGUGUUGAGAGACGUCUACAAAAGGACAGCAAUUUGUAUGUUCAAUAUCGGGAAUUCAUGAAGCAAUAUGAAUUGCUCGGACACAUGCGACUAUUGCCUCCAGACUACACAUCACCUCAGCCUGCUGUCUACCUCUGCCACCACCCGGUAAUCAAGGAAUCUACCAGCACACCAGUGCGAGUCGUGUUCGAUGCAUCAGCAAGGACAAAGUCGGGACAAUCCCUCAAUUCAGUUCUGAUGGUAGGAGGCAAGACUCAGGACGAUAUCUUCGACAUUCUUUUGAGAUAUUGGCAGCAUAACAUUGUUCUGAGGGCAGAUGUGCAGAAAAUGUACAGACAAAUCGAGGUAUGUGACCAAGACCAGAAUUUGCAGCGAAUUGUGUGGAGAGAGUCAGCCCAAGAGCCCCUCAAAACCUACCUGUUGAAGACGGUCACAUACGGGACUGCUUGUGCACCAUUUUUGGCCACAAGAUGUCUCAAGCAACUGGCCAUUGAAGAGCAGAAAUCCUUCCCACUGGCAGCAAAGGCCACUGAACGAGACUUCUACGUGGAUGAUGUUCUUACUGGUGCUUCCACAGUAGAAGAGACCAAGCAACUGCAAACACAACUAGACCAGAUGAUGUCACGUGGUGGAUUCAAGCUCAAGAAAUGGACUUCCAACUCUCCAGAGGUCCUCAAACAAAUCCCAGAGGAUGGCCAGGAAUACAGUUCUACUUUGAAUCUGGAUUUGGAGGGCAAUGUAAAAACUCUUGGACUCUACUGGAAUCCGACCACUGAUGCCUUCCGAUUUACUGGAUCUGAAGUCAGCAGUGCAGUCACCAAGCGGAGUAUCCUUUCAGACAUGGCAAGGAUAUACGAUCCGUUAGGUUUCCUGUCACCAAUUGUGAUCACUGCCAAGAUUCUUCUUCAGUCGCUUUGGAAGGUGAAAGCUGAUUGGGACUCAAGACUCAACGAAGAAGUGAUUCACAAGUGGCAAGAAUAUCAGAUGAACAUCAAUCAAGUCGUGUCCCAGGCUUAUGCAGCUAGCCUCUACGUACGCACCAUAGAUUCAGACAACGCAGUUCAUACCCAUCUUUUGUGUUCAAAGACCAAGGUGACCCCGCUGAAACAAGUGUCACUUCCACGUUUGGAGUUAUGUGCAGCCCAGCUAGGUGCGCGACUGUUAAAGAAAGUCAUGAAUGCACUUACGAUCUCCAUCAACGAAAUUCAUGCAUUUUCCGAUUCAAUGAUCGUAUUGCAUUGGGUUCCUGGCGAACCCCAGCGAUGGAAAACAUUUGUGGGCAAUCGAGUAGCUCACAUCCAGGGCAUUGUUCCACCAGAACAUUGGCACCACGUGAAAUCGGAAGACAAUCCAGCAGAUAUGGCUUCAAGGGGUGUGUCAGCGGAAGCACUCAUCUCAGAUUCCGUGUGGUGGCAUGGUCCACAUUGA
Phlebotomus papatasi is the source of this 4023-nucleotide messenger RNA. RefSeq lists its product as uncharacterized. The transcript is spliced from 3 exons. The record is from RefSeq and is a predicted model, not a curated record. The coding region runs from base 1 to 4023 and encodes 1340 amino acids. Lineage: Eukaryota; Metazoa; Arthropoda; Insecta; Diptera; Psychodidae.